Molecule: messenger RNA, 8650 nt
Organism: Apus apus (common swift)
Lineage: Eukaryota; Metazoa; Chordata; Aves; Apodiformes; Apodidae
Gene: TNS1
Product: tensin 1
Exons: 32
Coding region: 439-5844 (1801 amino acids)
Biological process (GO): fibroblast migration
Molecular function (GO): protein binding
Source: RefSeq, a predicted model, not a curated record
AGCGAGAGGAGGGAGGGGAGUGGUGGAAAAAGCCGCCCGGGACCCCCUUCCUCCUCAGGGCGGGGCCGGCGCCCCCGGGCUCCCCAGCCCCGGCUGUCCCGGGGGUGCGGAGGGGAGCGGGGGGCCGGCGAGAUAGCCCUGCACCCCUCCAUCGCCGGGGUCCCGCUUGCGGGGAGCGAAACCCUUCGGUCUCUCCCCCUUCUUCUCUCCCCUCCCUCCUCCCUCCCUCCUUCCUUCCUUCCUUCUCCAGGCUUGGCUCGGGGAGGGAGGGGGGCUCUGCCUGCAGUUUGCUUUCACGCCUGCCCGCCCGGGCGACGCCGGGUUCCCGCCUGACCCCCCCCGGCCCCCCCCGGCCGCCCCCCGGCCGCCCCCCGCGCCCCCCGGGCCAGGUGAGGCUGCGCUGCCGUCCCUUUCGGAUGUAGGCAGGCGAGACCCCGGAUGGAUUUCGGGAGCGUCAUGAACCAGGCUGUGACCCCCUGCUCCCCUGCUGUCAACUAUGAGCUGCCAUCCCCGGGGGAGAGCAUCACGAAGCAGGUAAAUGCCCUGGAUGCCACAAAAUCCUCCAGAAGUGGGCAGUCACGCCGCAAAACGUCCAGGAGCAUGAGCCUGACGGCAGCCAUGGAGAGCAGCUGCGAGCUGGACCUGGUGUACAUCACGGAGCGGAUCAUCGCCGUCUCCUACCCCAGCACGGCUGAGGAGCAGAGCUUCUGCAACAACCUCCGCGAGGUGGCCCACAUGCUGAAGUCCAAGCAUGGGGACAACUAUGUGCUUUUCAACCUCUCUGAGCGGAGACAUGAUGUGAGCAAACUUCACCCCAAGGUGCUGGAUUUUGGGUGGCCUGACCUACAUACCCCGGCACUGGAGAAGAUCUGCAGCAUUUGCAAAGCCAUGGACACAUGGCUCAAUGCGGCGACGCACAACGUGGUGGUGCUGCACAACAAGGGGAACCGUGGCCGGCUGGGGGUUGUGGUGGCUGCUUACAUGCACUACAGCAACAUCUCGGCCAGUGCGGACCAGGCUCUGGAUAGGUUUGCCAUGAAGCGCUUCUAUGAGGACAAAGUGGUGCCAGUGGGACAGCCAUCCCAGAAGAGAUACAUUAAUUACUUCAGUGGGCUCCUCUCCGGCAGCAUCAAGAUGAACAACAAGCCCCUCUUCCUGCACCACGUCAUCAUGCACGGCAUCCCCAACUUUGAGUCAAAAGGCGGUUGUCGGCCAUUCCUGAAAAUCUACCAGGCCAUGCAGCCCGUCUACACUUCGGGGAUCUACAACGUGCAAGGAGACAGCCAGACAGGCAUCUGCAUUACCAUUGAGCCUGGUUUGCUCCUCAAGGGCGAUAUCUUGCUGAAGUGUUACCACAAGAAGUUUCGCAGCCCGACCCGUGACGUGAUCUUCCGUGUGCAGUUCCACACGUGCGCUGUGCAUGACCUUGACGUUGUCUUUGGCAAGGAGGACCUGGACGAGGCCUUCAGAGAUGACCGCUUCCCCGAGUAUGGGAAGGUGGAGUUUGUGUUCUCCUAUGGCCCCGAGAAGAUCCAAGGCAUGGAGCACCUGGAGAAUGGGCCCAGUGUCUCUGUGGACUACAACACAUCUGACCCGCUUAUCCGGUGGGAUUCCUAUGAGAACUUCAACAUCCAGCGUGAGGAGAGCACAGAGGGUGCCUGGGCUGAGCCACCCCUGCCUGGCAAGCACCUGGAGAAAGAGGUUGGGCACACGCAAGGGCCUCUGGACGGGAGCCUCUACGCUAAAGUGAAGAAGAAAGACUCCCUCCACGGCAGCACCAGCGCUGUCAACGCCACCCGCCUCCCGCUCUCAGCAGCGCCCAACCACGUCGAGCACACGCUCUCGGUGAGCAGUGACUCGGGCAACUCCACUGCCUCCACCAAGACUGACCGGACCGAUGAGCCGGGGGUGCCCGGGGUGCCCGGCGGCCAGGCAGUGCUGAGCCCCGAGGAGAAGCGGGAGCUGGAUCGUCUCCUUGUUGGCUUUGGCUUGGAGAACGCGCCGCCCAUGCACAACCACGCACCCGGCCCUGUGCCGGCACGCCUGCCCACCAUGCCGGGCCGCCACGUGGUGCCAGCUCAGGUGCACGUUAAUGGGAAUGCUGCUGCGCUGGUGACCGAGCGGGAGACCGACAUCUUGGAUGAUGAGUUGCCCAACCAGGAUGGGCACAGUGUGGGCAGCCUGGGCACACUCUCUUCCUUGGAUGGCACCACCACUGCCAGCGAGGCUGGCUACCAGGAUGCCCCCCGGGUGGGCAGCCUCUCCUCCCUGCCCAAUGGCCCCUCGAGCUACAAUGGGGCUGAGAAGCUGCUGAAGGAUGGGCUGUACGAUGGUGAGCCGCUCUCCAACGGCGGCUACUCUUACAACAACCAGAAUGCUCUGAUGGGCCACCACCUCCGUGACCCGCUGUCUCCCUUGCGGCCCUCAGCGUCCACUCAGGACCACCUGGCUGGUUACCCGCAGCGCCCGCCGGGCUCCCAUGCCCCGGGCUGGCUCCAGCCCCAGCCGAUGCCUGGCUCCCAGCCCUACCUGUACAGCUACGACCACUCUGGCGCCUACCGCUCCAGAUCAUUCCCAGCCGUGGACACGACCAAGUAUGACCCAAGCCCGGCGCAGCCCCAGGCCCCAGCUCGCAGCACCAGCAGCCGAGAGGCUGUGCAGAGGGGCUUGAAUUCCUGGCAGCAGCAAGGAGGGAGCCGGCCACCUUCCCGGCUGCAGGAAGGCGGCAUGGAGAGCCACAGCCCCAGCAUCUCCAGCUGCAGCCCCCAGCCCAGCCCACUGCAGCCGGUGCCCCCUCACAGCCACAGCAUGCCGGAAUUCCCCCGGGCGCCCUCUCGCCGGGAGAUUGAGCAGUCCAUCGAAGCACUCGAUGUCCUCAUGCUGGACCUUGCACCCACUGUCCACAAGUCACAGAGCGUGCCUGCUGCCUCCCGCCAGGAGAAGCCGGCGGGGCCCCUGCUCUCCUCCCGCUCAGCUCAGCCCAUUGCCGGUCUCUAUGCCCGGCCGACUCCACAAGUGGUCCAGCCGAGGUCCUUCGGCAGCUCUGUGAGCCCUGUGGUCUCCGAGCCGGGGGGCAAAGCCUGUUCUUCCAGUGAGCCGGACUAUGGGGUUCGUGAAUACCGGGAAACCUAUUCACCCUACAGCUACCAGCCAGGACCAGUGCCGGAGCCAAGGAGCUACAGCCAUGCCCCAGCUGGAGAGCCAGUGGGCAUCCUCCCACUCAGCACUUCCUACAGCCCUGGGGGGUCUCAGCAGCUCGUGUCCUCCCUGCCUCCCCCCACCGUCCUGCCACAAACCCAGAUGCCCCCCAAGGGACUGGACAGCUACGAAGACCUGUCGAGGUCAGCAGAAGAGCCCUUGAAUCUGGAGGGCCUGGUGGCCCACAGGGUGGCAGAGUACAACGCCAAGCUCAGGGAACUCAACAAGAGCACCAAAGUCCCCCGUCCUCCUCUGAACCAGCAACGGUCCUUCUCCGGGGUGCAGAACCGGGAGAAGCCACUGGAGGAGAGCACCGUCCCUGCCCGCAAGCGGACUCCCAGUGACAGCCACUAUGAGAAGAGCUCGCCUGAGCCCAGCUCGCCCCGCAGCCCCACCGUCCUCUCACCUGAGGUUGUUAGCACCAUCGCGGCCAACCCUGGAGGGAGGCCCAAAGAGCCUCACCUCCACAGCUACAAGGAAGCCUUUGAAGAAAUGGAGGGUGCCUCCCCCACCAGCCCACCCUCCAGCGGCGGUGAGAUUUCUCCCCCCACCCCAGCCUUCCCUGUCUCGCCACAAACCCCUUACUCCAACUCCUUGCGUUCUCCCCCUGGUCUGGCCAAGACCCCGCUCUCAGCGCUGGGACUGAAACCCCACAACCCAGCCGAGAUCCUGCUGCAUCCAGUGGGAGAGCUAGAAGGGGAGGUGGGUGGUGGCUCUGAAGAAGAGCCCAGGAGCUACGUUGAGUCAGUGGCCCGCACAGCCACGACGGGCAGGGGAGGAACCCUGCCUGCCACCCAGCCCGGGGGCCCAGAGGUGCCUGCCAGGAAUGGCACCUUUGCCAACUCCUUCACUGCCCCCAGCCCCAUCUCCACCAGCAGCCCUAUUCACAGCGUGGACGGGGCCUCUCUCCGCAGCUACCCAUCAGAGGGUAGCCCCCACAGUACGGUUACACCUCCCCACACCUCGGCUGAGCCUAUUUAUCGAUCGCCUGUUGGCUCGCAGAUGCCCUCUGCUCACAGCAGCUAUCAAAACUCGUCUCCAUCUUCCUUUGCAAUGGUCCAAGGUGGGGUACCGGGCUUGACGUACAACAGCCCCGACUACCCUGAUGGCCGAGCCGGCCUCCAGCCAGACCCCCAAGCUCGGGCGCAGCCGCAGGUCAACAUGGUGGGAGCCCAUGUGCUGCCGGGGAGCCCCCGUGCCUUGCACCGGACAGUGGCUACCAACACGCCGCCCAGCCCUGGCUUCGGCCGAAGAGCUGUCAAUCCCAGCGUGAGCGGUGCUCCGGGCAGUCCCGGGCUGGGCAGACACGCCACAGUGGUCCAGGGCAACCUGGUGGUCCCACCAGGGAGCCCCAGUCUGGCCAGACAUCAAGCCAUGGCGGCUGUGCCCCCUGGCAGCCCUCUGUAUGGCUACCCCAGCCUGGAGGAGAGACACCAAACGCUGUCUCGGCAGAGCAGCUCCUCUGGCUACCAGCCUCCCUCCACGCCGUCCUUCCCUGUCUCUCCGGCGUACUACCCCGGCACGAGCACACCGCACUCCUCCUCCCCGGACUCGGCUGCCUACCACCAGGGCAGCCCCACGCCGCAGCCUGCGCUGCCUGAGAAGCGGCGGAUGUCAGCUGGGGACCGCUCCAACAGCCUGCCCAACUAUGCCACCAUCAACGGCAAGGCAUCCUCGCCCCUCUCCAGUGGCAUGUCCAGCCCCAGCUGUGGGAGCACUGUUACCUUCUCCCACACCCUACCAGACUUCUCCAAGUUCUCCAUGCCAGACAUCAGCCCUGAGACUCGUGCCAAUGUCAAGUUUGUGCAGGACACUUCCAAGUACUGGUACAAACCGGAGAUCUCCAGGGAGCAAGCCAUUGCGCUGCUGAAGGACAAGGAGCCAGGGGCUUUCAUCAUCCGAGACAGCCACUCCUUCCGGGGAGCCUACGGCCUCGCCAUGAAAGUAGCUUCUCCGCCUCCCACAGUCAUGCAGCAGAACAAGAAAGGAGACAUCACCAACGAGCUGGUGAGGCACUUCCUCAUUGAGACCAGCCCGCGGGGUGUGAAACUAAAAGGAUGCCCCAACGAGCCAAAUUUUGGCUGCCUCUCAGCUCUGGUUUACCAGCACUCCAUCAUGCCCUUGGCCCUGCCCUGCAAACUUGUCAUUCCUGACCGAGAUCCCAUGGAGGAAAAGAAAGAUACUGCUUCGGCCACCAACUCAGCCACAGACCUUCUCAAACAGGGUGCGGCCUGCAAUGUCCUCUUCAUCAAUUCGGUGGAGAUGGAGUCACUGACGGGCCCCCAGGCCAUUGCAAAGGCCGUUGCUGAGACGCUGGUGGCUGACCCCACACCUACUGCUACCAUCGUCCACUUCAAAGUCUCUGCACAAGGCAUCACCUUAACGGACAACCAGAGGAAGUUGUUCUUCCGACGCCACUACCCCCUCAACACUGUCACCUUCUGUGACCUGGACCCCCAGGAGCGAAAGUGGACUAAAACUGAUGGCAGUGGCCCAGCCAAGCUCUUUGGCUUUGUGGCCAGAAAGCAAGGGAGCACCACAGACAACAUCUGCCACCUCUUUGCUGAGCUAGACCCAGACCAGCCAGCUGCAGCCAUUGUCAACUUUGUCUCCAGGGUCAUGCUUGGCUCCAGCCAGAAGAGAUGAGCUGGUGCUUGCGGGUGAUCCUUGAAUUUUGGAGAAGGACUUGGAGCUGAUCCGAGAAGGAGUGCGAGGAAGUGCAUUGUGGGAGAGGGAAGUGAAUUGGGGGGGAAAAGGGUUGGAAUUUUGGAGGAAAACAGCAAAUAACAAAAAAAAACCCCAACGAAACCCCUAAAAACUCAACACAAGCCAAACACACACACAUAGAGGAACCAAAGCCACGCACCUACGUUAAAGCCACAAAGCCACGCCAGACAGGAUGCAUCACGUCCCAGUGCCUGGAAGGUGACCCAAGAAAAGGUGGCAGCAAGAGGCAUGUUCCCAGCUUUCAGCAUCACGGUCCUGAGCGGUGACAUCCACUUGGGAUGGAACGUGGGACCAUGACUGGUGUUUUCCAUCUGAAAAAAAAAGAGACAACUGGCAAAACCCGUGGAAGAAGCUCAGCUCCAGCAGCUCCAUUGGUGAACAUCUGCUGCAUGUUUGAAACAACCUGUAGGAGAUAACUUGGGCUGAAUCUGCAGGAUACUGGAGUAGAUGCCCUUGGAAACUUUCCCUUGCCUGGCUGUAGCAGAGGGUCAUCACCAGCCCCCACACUUUUCCCAAAACCUCUCAGCUGCCUGGCAACUUACUGGGGGCAUGGGGGGCUUUGUCCUGAGCCUUCCCUUUCCUGGAGAGCUUGGAGGUGGGCUGACCUCUGUUGCUGACCUAGACCCCAGUGUCGGUCUCAGGUGAGCUAUUGUGAGUCCACCCAGAAAGGGGUGUCAUGGCAUUUCCCCACCUCCCCGGGGGUGCUUGUGCCCCUCAGCUCAUGGGGAGGUGUGGGGGGGGGCUUCUGCCACCCUACGCCUGGGAAGGCCGAUGCUCCUUAGGAGCCUCCUGGGAGGAUGCAGAAAAUCGCUUCCUCCUUGUCUUCCCCUUUGCCCUCCCAUCACUAGUCCUCUUUGGCAAUUUUCUCCUGCGGCCUGUCACGUGUUCUCUUAACACAAAAGAAAACCAAAACAGAAGGGGUGGAAAAACAAUGUAAUAAUAAUAAUAAUAAUUAUAAUAAUAGCAGAUGCUGGCACAGGUGGGUUCCCUGUGUGAAGCAGCAGACCUGUGGCUACCCCCAUCUCGCUCUUCGGAGACGCGCAAGCGGUUUUUGAAUUGCAUGGACCUUCAAGUUGCACGAAAGGCAAAUGACUACAAGUAUCUCAGGCGCUUUUUUCUCCUUUUAUUUUGGAGGCCACGUUAAAAAAAAGAGGGAAGAAAAUUAUUUAAAAAAACCCACCAAACAAAACCACAAAAAAACCCCAAACAAAACAGGAGAGGAUCUGUGGUCACUGGGCAGCUUUGGCUCAGUGGGGAGGUGACAGGUCCUCUGAGAGCCACCCUCCUCGGCACGUGUGUACCCCCAAGACCGGCUGGCUGGUGGCUGCACUGUAGUUUUGCAGUGGCUUUGGUGCCCUUGGUUUUUCUCUUUUGCUUCAGGAGGUGAGAACGGCCAGCUGGGGCAUGAAAGGGGCAAAGGGCCCCUGUGCCACUGCAGUGGGGGGAGACAGUGGUUGGAGGGCAGCAAGCAGAGGUCCCAGCCCUGCAGUGCUGGGUUCAGGGGGGGGUACAGAGAAUGCUUCAGUCACACGUGCAGGUCCAUGGUGGGAGGAAUGGUCAUUACUGAGCUUUUUGCUGCAAAUACCCCCUGAGAGCUCUUUGGGAGAAGUUUUCAGUGCAAAGUGGCCCAGAUAGUUUAUUUGGGGCAAAAAUUAGAAACAUAGCACUGCAGCCCCCUCCCCACCCCAGAAGGCUUACCUCCCUUGGACCGCCUUUGCCUUGAUAACUAUAAUAUAUAUAUGAGCUAUACUGAUGAAAUACUGUAAGCUAACAAAAUUUUAUGGAGGAAAAAAAGGUUGAAUUUACACUCUGGAAAUAUUUAUUUUUUGCCAUAUUGCUUUCUGUGCAUCAUAUCUCCCCCAUUAUAUCUGCUAUCCCUCCUCCCUUCCUCUGCCCCAGGGAAACACCUGCACGUUAAAAGAUAAUCCAUUGCAAGGAAAAAUAAGGAUGGGGGAAGAGGCACGGGGGUCCCCCCAUGUUGGGGCGGCGUGUGUGUGACCGGUGUGCGUGUGUGUGUGUGUGCGUGGGGGAGCACGUGGGGUGGGCGCCCGGAGGCUGGACUCAUGGACUGAAGCGAGUGUGAAAGGAUGUGUAGUGAGGAGUUGGUUGUGAGAUGGUGGCGGGAUGGAGGGUUCUGGGUGGGGGGCUUUCCCCCCUCCUUGGCUCCCCAACCCCACUGAUGCGGAGACCUUUUAAUUUUUGAUGUUUCCAAAAAGAGAUUCCCUCCUUCUGCGAAAUUCAAGUGAGAUGAGAGAUGAUCUCACCCGUAAUCUCCUCACCCUGCCGUUCAACGAUUAGAGAAAACACUGUGUUUAUAGAUAGAUAAAGAUAUAUUUUUUGAAAGCCUCUAUUUUUCAGACUUGGUUUUCUCACUGCUAAGGAAAGAUAUGAUAAUAAUGUAAUUUUAUUUUAAUCUGCUGCCUUGGAAACUGGUGCUUGAAAUUCCCAUUCCUCAUUUUCUCCCCGUACCAACAAAGCAGAUCUAAGCACCCCGAGAUGUCACGCAGAAGCUGACCCCAGCAGAUCCUGCUUGCUUUGGGCCCUGGGCCGCUCACGGCUUCCCCACUAACCCACUACCUGAAGAUUUAGACCGUAUCCAAAUCUCAAACACUAACAAAGUCAUCUGAUGAUUAUACUUUUUUUAACACAGAGCUUAAUCACCAUAUAAUGAUGUAGCCGGGUGUUUGUCAGCUCCCUUAAAGGCACUUGCCCCCCCCCCCACCCC